GCUGUUCUGAAAAGCGGCUUGUCUUUUCUGACCCAGAUACACAGUUUCCAACUGUGGGAGAUGCUGCCAGAAAGCCUCUUGGCAGAAGGCCAGCAAUAAAAUUAUACUGCAGAAAAAACACAACAUAUUUUCAGCAGCACUUUGGACGGUGUGACGAGAAAUUACCUGAAUGCAAAGCAGAAGUUAAAGUAAGCUUCCAGUUUAAAGUUGCAAACUUCUUAGUCUGCCUUGGUAAAGGUGAAUUGCAGACAGUGACUCCCAGAGCAUCUUGGCUGUAUGAACUCUUGAGCUGUCAAGGGACUGAGAGGCUUAUGAAGAGGUUCUGUCAGGCAAAACAGUGCUUAGCCAAGACACCAAGGAGGAGGGAAAAGGAGAAAGGGAGGGAGAGAGAGCUGAAACACUAACAAACCAUGAGAUCUAUCCGAUCUUUUGCUAAUGAUGACCGCCAUGUAAUGGUGAAACAUUCAACCAUUUAUCCAUCUCCAGAGGAACUUGAAGCUGUCCAGAACAUGGUAUCAACAGUAGAAUGUGCCCUUAAACAUGUCUCUGACUGGAUGGAUGAAAAGAACAAGUCUACAAAAUGUGAGGGUGAUGUGGAAGCAAAGGAGGAAGCUGCAGAAAGCAAUGCCAAGGAUCAAGGUGGUCGGACGUUGUGUGGUGUUAUGAGAAUUGGCUUGGUUGCAAAGGGCCUGCUGAUAAAAGAUGAUAUGGAUCUGGAGCUGGUGCUCAUGUGCAAAGAAAAACCCACAAAGACCUUGUUAUGUAUAGUUAAAGACAAUCUCCCAGCUCAAAUUCAGAAACUUACAGAAGAGAAGUAUGUCGUGGAGGAGCAUGUAAACGAGGCAGCUAUUGUUAUUCGUAACACAAAGGAGCCCAAGCUGACUUUGAAGGUGAUACUUACAUCCCCUCUCAUUCGAGAUGAAGCAGAUAAGAAGGAAGGAGUAGACAAUGUUGCGAUGAAAGAUCCUCCGGACUUAUUGGACAGGCAGAAAUGCCUGGAGGCCUUGGCGUCUCUGCGGCACGCCAAAUGGUUUCAGGCCAGGGCAAAUGGACUAAAAUCAUGUGUAAUUGUCCUUCGUAUUCUGCGGGAUUUGUGCAACAGAGUCCCCACAUGGGCACCACUGAAAGGAUGGCCACUCGAGCUUAUAUGUGAAAAAUCUAUAGGUACUUGUAAUAGACCUCUGGGUGCUGGGGAAGCAUUGCGACGAGUGAUGGAGUGCUUGGCAUCUGGAAUUCUGCUUCCUGGAGGCCCUGGUCUGCAUGACCCCUGUGAACGGGAGCCAACAGAUGCUCUGUCGUACAUGACAGUUCAGCAAAAAGAAGCCAUUACGCACAGUGCGCAGCAUGCCCUCAGAUUAUCAGCCUUUGGUCAGAUCUAUAAGGUUUUGGAAAUGGACCCCCUCCCAUCAAAUAAGUCCUUUCAGAAAUAUUCCUGGUCAGUAACUGACAAAGAAGGUACAGGCUCCUCUGCUCUUAAGAGGCCAUUUGAAGAUAGUGUUGGGGAUGAUAAAGAUCCAAAUAAAAAGAUGAAGCGUAAUCUGAGGAAAAUACUAGAUAGUAAAGCAAUAGAUCUCAUGAAUGCUCUGAUGAGGCUGAACCAAAUCAGGCCAGGGCUUCAGUAUAAGCUGCUGUCACAGUCUGGUCCAGUCCAUGCCCCAGUCUUCACAAUGUCUGUAGAUGUUGAUGGUACAACAUACGAAGCAUCAGGACCUUCUAAGAAAACAGCCAAGCUCCAUGUGGCAGUGAAGGUUUUACAAGCCAUGGGGUACCCAACUGGUUUUGAUGCAGACGUGGAGUGUAUGAGUUCCGAUGAAAAAUCAGAUACUGAAGGUAAAAGUGAAACAACAUCUUCAGUCUCAAGCAAUAAUACUGGAAAUUCCACAGCUGACACCUCCGCUACCCUAGAGGUAAGAACUCAGGGUCCUAUACUCACAGCAAGUGGCAAAAACCCAGUGAUGGAGCUCAAUGAAAAAAGAAGAGGUCUGAAGUACGAGCUCAUCUCCGAGACAGGUGGAAGCCAUGACAAGCGCUUUGUGAUGGAGGUAGAAGUAGAUGGGCAGAAGUUCAGAGGCGCAGGCCCAAAUAAGAAAGUAGCAAAAGCAAGUGCUGCAUUAGCAGCACUUGAAAAACUGUUUUCUGGGCCUAAUGCAGCAAACAACAAGAAAAAGAAGAUUAUUCCUCAGACUAAAGGGGUUGUCAAUACAGCUGUUUCUGCAGCAGUCCAGGCUGUUCGAGGCAGAGGACGAGGUGCUUUAACACGAGGAGCAUUUGUUGGAGCAGCUGCUGCUACUGGCUACAUAACACCAGGCUACGGAGCACCGUAUGGGUACAGUACAGCCGCACCAGCUUACGGUAUGUAUAGCCCAGUAAUUAACACAUUAGAAAUGAUACUGAAUCUGUUGUGGCAGUCCAAAUGUGGCAGUCCAAGGAGAAAGUCAAAGAGAUUCAAGCUCUUAAAACCAUGACAACAACACCACUUUUAUGCCAUAACCUUGUGGUUCUUUUUUGGUUGGAGUAGCUUUUCUGCCUAUGCUUUGCCUGAUUCGUGGAAGGACUGCUUGUUCUAAUUGCCUGUUCCCUUUCAUACUGAAAUUGAAGUAGUUCUCUUACUUUUUACAGCCAAUCUGUGCUCCAUUCAAAGACUACCGAAGGGCCUAUUUCAGCAUCUCUGUCCUGUGUUUACCUAAAUGGCAUUACAGUAGCACUGGCAAAAUGUUUGUCCCCAAGCGUAAGUGGCUUGUGGACAAAGCUCCCUUAAUGCCAUCAAUUCCAUAAAGUUUAUGUGUAUAUACCCCCACCCUGAUGCCCCUGCAGGCUAAAACACUGCUGCUUGGGACAAGCAGAAUGGGUUCUGUGUAGUUUGUACUGUCAGCCAUCCAGCCACAAGGAAGCUAGGAUGUGACUAUUCACCACAAUGCUUUUUACCAAGAACCACAGCGAUAUUAGGCUGGCAAAGCACUGGCUUCAUCCAGACUGUAUCAGAGAGCUAUGAGGAAGGGUUUUUCUUAACUCAGCUUCUCCCUCCCCACUGGCUGUUCUUAUGCUGGACUAACAAUGCACACUUCUAACCGGCCCUUUUGGUUACUUUGAAUGAGGUUUAUGUGGCAAUGGGAGCAAAGCCGUUUGGAGUCAGUGAUAUGUCCUGGCACAUGGAGCAAGCCCUCUCCUGUGCAGGGACUGGGGGAAGCCCAGGACAUUUCCAGGCCUGUGUUUUUCAUAUGGGAAACUAAGCCUGCAUUUUGCUAUCAAUUUUCUGGCUUUUAUAGCAUUUGGAGUACUGGUUUCUCUCAAAUUUGUAUAGUUUGGGCAACACCAACUCCCCUGAUAGCAUUAUAAAAGUUAAAAAUACUUUGAAACAUAGAUUUCCUGACUUUAUUUUAGAGGUCUGACCUAUAAACAGGGGAGGAACGCUGCUGCCUUACUGAAAAUGUUCACUUUGCUUGUCUAGGACCAAUAGGUCCUACUGCACACUGCUGCAGUGGGAAGGGAAGGGAGAACAGCCCCAGGGGCUGUGCUCACAGUGGGGGAUUCUCCUUUCCAAAGUGAAGUUGACUUGUAGAACUCCUGCCCUAUGGGCUGGGCAAGUGCUGUGACAGAACAGCAGCUGACAGCAGGGCUGCCCCACUCAGCACUCUCUCUUGUGUUGCAUUACACAAAGAACAGCUACAUGUUUUCUCAAGGAAAAAUGGCUUACUCUCAAGGAAAAAAGGCUUACUAAAAUGAGUAAGAUGAUUUAGGGCUAAGAUGAGAUGUAUCUGCAUGUGUGUGUUUUUACAAGCAGCUAUACAGUGAUGUAAGAGGAACGUAAUUGUUACCAACUCUCCUUGUAGCUUUUUGUGCCUUUCUCAUUCAUUCUGUUCUGUGUUUUUUCUCAUGAUGCCUAUUUUGGGAGCUGGAUUUUUAUCACUUAGCUGUGUAUAUGUGACAUAUCACUGACUUCAAAGCAUUGUGGAAUUGAAUGCCCCCAUUUUUCACAUAAAGAGUUUCUGUUUUUAAUGUCCUAUGAUUGUGAUGCGAAGUCCUGGGAUAAUGCUUUUUGGCUGUAAGGUAAACAUGUCUCUUUGCCUUUGUAAGCUGUUGCAUGUUGGGAAACUUCACUUUGAUCAUCUGGUGCUCUGGAAUACCUGCUGUUGCUGCUUUGUGAUUUCUAAAUGGACAUAUAGGUUAAAUACUAGAAUUUAAAUAGGCAAGAUUUUAAAAAAACAAAUCACCAUUUAAUUAUGCAGAAGUCUGUGAGGCCACAAGAACUCUCUAAUAAUCUUGAAAUCAGGCAGAUAUUAAUCUUUCCAGAUUUGCCACUUCAAUACAGGAGAGGAAAUGCAGAAUAAUGAAGCAGAUGCAGCAUUUACUGUAGGUGCUUGAUUUCUGGCUGACCUACCUGGAUGCUUAUCAGAACUGCUGAACAGUUUCCCUGUGAGUUUGCUUUUACACACAGCAGUGCCUGUCUAGAUUACCUGCAGUUGUAACUGACCUGUGAUAUUAGCUCAGAACACUGGAGGAGAUAGUAGAGUUUAGUUAUCGUAACGAUUAUGAAGCAGAGCUUCAAGUCCAACUGCACGCUCUGCUUUUGAGAGUAUUGCUUACUUAAAUAUUACCAAACACCAGGACAAAAGCAAAGGUUAAGCUAACCAUCUGUUUGAAAUAGUGCCAGUGUCAAAGUGUUUCUGUUUGUGGGACUCUGCACCCUAAAACCACAUUGAUUGACUGAUCUGGAAAAGGUUAAUGAGAACACAAUUGUACACUCUUAUCUGACUUUCUUGGAUCACUGAUUUGGAGUCCUCUCCCUUUCUUUUC
This is a messenger RNA of Pezoporus flaviventris, 4794 nucleotides long. RefSeq names its product spermatid perinuclear RNA binding protein (gene STRBP). Lineage: Eukaryota; Metazoa; Chordata; Aves; Psittaciformes; Psittacidae. The transcript has 17 exons. Gene Ontology annotation, cellular component: precatalytic spliceosome. The record is from RefSeq and is a predicted model, not a curated record. Gene Ontology annotation, molecular function: single-stranded RNA binding; double-stranded RNA binding. The coding region runs from base 411 to 2465 and encodes 684 amino acids.